Eimeria tenella is the source of this 8736-nucleotide messenger RNA. RefSeq names its product protein kinase (incomplete catalytic triad), putative. Gene Ontology annotation, biological process: protein phosphorylation. Lineage: Eukaryota; Apicomplexa; Conoidasida; Eucoccidiorida; Eimeriidae. The coding region runs from base 1 to 8736 and encodes 2911 amino acids. The transcript has 13 exons. Gene Ontology annotation, molecular function: ATP binding; protein kinase activity. The record is from RefSeq and is a predicted model, not a curated record.
AUGAUCUCUUCUCGCGCCUUCUGCAGGUGCGGCCAACCUGAUACUCGAACUUGUCAAGAGACUGCAGCAGCAGCGGAAGCAGCAGCAGCGGAAGCAGCAGCAGCGGGAGCAGCAGCAGCAGAAACCUCAUUGAAAAGAACAGCCUCAAUAGCUUCAGCAGGUGUGCGCGGUCGGAGUGUGACGUGGAGGCGCAGAAACGCAGCUUGCGGCAGCAGCAGCAACGAGAGCAGCUGCAGCAGCAGCAGCAGCAGCAGCAGCGCCUCUCUGCCUGGGCGUAAGCGGCUGCACUUCUGGAGUCUUUUGCCUUUACUGCUCCUUAUUCUGGUGUGCCAUUUGAUGGCGCCCUUGGCCACAGGAGCAGCAGCAGCAGCAGCGACAGACGUAGCAGCGGCUGCCGCUGAAGCGGUUUUGAACACAUUCGCAGAAGCUCCCAAAGAGGGGCUGCAGCAGCACUGCAGCAGCAGCAGCAGCGAAAUUGAAGGAUGUGAUGGCACCCAUGGGGCUGGCCGGGUUUCUUUCGCAGCCGAGAGCCAAACAGAAGGUGCGUCAGCAGCAGCAGCAGCAGCAGCAGCAGAAACAAUGAGGAGUCCUCCUGCGUCACCCACAGUGGAUGCCGCCAUUCAGAGGCAGCAACUCUGGCAGCAGCAGCAGCGGUUGGAAUAUCAGCAGCAGCAGCUGCAGCAGGAACGUCUCCGGCUGCAGCAGCGGGAGCGAGACCAGGACGAGCAACGACAACAAAUAGUGGAGCAGCUGCAGCAGCUACAGCAGCAACAGCUACAGCAGCAGCGGCUGAACGCCCGACUUCGGAAGCAGCUGCUCUUGCUGCAGGAGCAGCAGAUACACAACCAGCACCUUCAGCAGCAGCAGGUAUCCGAAAGGCGACGCCAUGCUGUUGUUGUUGCAGACUCACCGUCAGGAGCAGCAGCACGGCACAGAGCAGCAAAGGCGUACAAGAGUCAAGGCCUUAACAGGGGCCGCCGCAGCAAGAAGGAGCAGCAGCUACAGCAGCAACAGCAACAGCAGCAGCUGAAACACUACUUCCUACAGCAGCUGCUGCUGCAGCAGCCACAGCAGCAAGAUGAGGCAGCACUGCAGCAUCUCGUGGACGCCGCGUCCUUCUCUGCCGAUGUGACAACGGACUUGCAGCAGCAGCAGCAGCUCUUGCUGCUUCUGCAGCAACAAGAGGGAAGCUCACCUUUCUGCUGCGGCGUCAGAUCUUGGGACACACAGCAGAGCGACAGCAGCACGGGAGCAGCUGGUGUCCCCAGGUGUGUCUCUAGAGAGCCUUGUGCAGCGCCAGAAGCAGCAGCAGCAGCAGCUGCUGCUGCUGCUUGCUGCGUAGAAGCAGCUGGGGCCCCACAGCAGGUCCCCCAAAGAGAGCGAUGUUUCUCUUUGCCUUUUGGUUCCAAGUGCAAGUCACGGCGCUCCCGGGGUUGCGGUGUACGUACACCGCACAGCAACAGCAGCAACAACAGCCGCAGGAGAGCGCCGGGGGUCAGCAAGAAGAAAGCGAAGAGGCAGGGAGACAGCAGCAGCAGCCGCAGCGCGAGCAGCAGCAGCCGCAAGGCGAGCAGCAGCAGACCUAGCCACUCUUCUCAAACCAGUAGACACCGUAGCAGUAGCGGUAACAACCAAAGAAACAACAGUAGCAGCAGCAGCAGGAGCAGCAGACGGCCUUCCCUUUCUACAGAAUGGCGUCGAGACCAGUCGCCAGUUUUUGUAGAGGGUCGCCACCACAGGGGGCGUUUCGCUGCUGCUGCUGCUGCUUCUGCAGCUGCUGCUGCUGCGCUCGGCGCGCUUCCGGGCUCCAGUGCAGCAGAGACGCCCCGUGCUGCAGGGGGGGCGGCCGCAGCAGAAGCAGAAGCAGCAGCAGCAAGAAGCUUUACCUUCGGCGCUCUGUCGCCGCAGGUGAAAACGACCGAAGUGGACAACAGCAGCGGAGAGGAGUCCAGCGAAGACUUGCUGCCAUAUGGACCGCAGCAGCAGCAGCAGCAGCAAAAGUGGGCGCACCACGUCCAAGAGGAGGAAAUAGUGCUCUCCCCUACUUUGUCUUUAGCCUCGUUGCCAUCCGACACGGACACUGUCGGCAGCAGCAGCGCGAGCAGCAGAGAGCGUGUAGACUAUGGCAGCAACAGCAGCAGAAGCAGCAGCACCGCAAGGGGUGAAGCAGCAGGAAUGCCACUCUCGGGAGCCGAGAGCCUCAUUGUGCUGUCCACCACAGGAGACAUAUUCAGGGUGUCUACAGGAGGAGCAUUUCAGUGGCAGAGGCACUUGGGGACUCCCCUAGCAGCAGCAUACGUUGCGAACAACACCAGCAGCAGCAGCAGCAGCACGACCACCCGGAGCAGCAGCACAAAGGGAAGCACCGUCAGCCCUGGCAAUACCAGCAUGGAAUCCACGGCCUUCUCUUCGCCCCCCAUUGUACUGCCCCCAAAGAGCCCCGAGGCAGCUGCAAGGCCUCAAGGCCCGCUGCAGCACCCGCCAGACCACAGCACAAUGCCCUUUGCUGCUGAAGGUACAGUGACUGCAACUAAAGCAGCUGCUGCAGCUUCUGCAGAGGGCUGCAGUGACUGUGUCGUGCUCGGGGCUGCAGAACCAGGGCGAAUAGACAGCAAUUUGAUCCCUUCAGGGAGCGCAGCAGCAACAGCAGCAGCAGCAGAAACACCGCGGGUUGAGUCGCCCAGCCGCAUGCGGCGGCUACUGCCCGGCUACGACGGUAGACUGUACUUGGUAGAACCUGACGGCACCAUGGUGGCUCUUCAAGUGACAGUGCCUCAAGUGGUGAAUCGGCUGCCUUUCCAGGCGCCUCUGUUUCCGGGGGUUUACUUUGUAGGUCGGAAGGAGGCCAGAAUAAGAGCCCUAGAUCUUGCAACUGGCCUGGAUAUAAAAGGGGAGCGCCUUGAGGCUUUGGGAAAUGAAUCGGGACAGACUGUGGAUGCAGCAGAUGUGCUGCCUGGGGCAGGAGGGGAGACAGGCGGGCGGCAGCAGUUGCUGCUGGCUCAAAGCGUCUGGCAGCUUUGGGCCGUCAGUGCUCAGACUCACGAAAGGCUCUGGGGACUGUCGUGGGUAGAUGUAACGGGGUUUGGAGGGUCCCCACAACUCGGCACCAGCGGCAAAGAAACACGGCUAGCUGAGACCUUGCGUGCAUCUUUGAGGGCUGAGGGUGACUUGCUGUACAUGCUGCAGCGCCACCCUUCGAGCGCUGCUCCUGCAGACGAUCCAGACGCAGCAGCAGCUCCUUUGUUCCUCAAGUUCCCAGCCCCCAUUGCGGCGGUCUUUGCUGUCACCUCGCCGCUGCAGCGGCAGCAGCAGCACACUGACAUCCUCUGGCAGCGCCAAGAGCUCGACGCUCCAACUGCCUACACGCUGCAGUUCAUUGCCCGGCAGCGGAGACCCACAGGCCUCCCUCUCCCACCAGAUCCGUGGAGACAAGUAGCGACCUCGGCAACGGACAGCAGUGAUGGAGCAGUUCCAUUUUACAUCUCGUCGCUGCUUCCGGCUCCGUUGCUGCUACCACCGCUGCAGCUGCCGGAGCAGCAGCAGAUCCAGCAACAGCAGCAACUAGUGUCCCUACAGUACAAAUACCUGCAAGACUUAGCGGGGUCGUCUGCGCUGCAGCGGCCACUGCAGUGGAACCCAACCGAGUGUCCAUUAGAUACGGCUGCAGCAGCAACAGCAGCAGCUGUUGCAGGAGCGUCACCGCUGCUGGGCAGAGCACCGCUGCCUCUAGAGGCCCCACCUGGCUGGCGUCCUUCUAUUGAGGAUACCCCCCAUCAGUUGAGCAGCAGCACCACCAGCCGUGAGCAGCCCGUGAAUGGAGCCUCCUCAGACGUCGAAGGAGGCACAACACCUUGGUGGCCUCAUGCACAGCAGCAGCAGCAGCAGAGGCAGCAGCGGCAGCAACAGCAACAGCAGCAGCAACAACGGCUGCCGUUUGAUCAGCCGCCGAGGCCUUUCAAUCCCAUUAUGUCUCCUGUCCUGAGCAUUCUCAGGCGGUGGGUGCAGCGCGUCUUCCACGCCGACAUGGGGAAACAGCAGCAGCAGCCGCAGCAGCAGCAGCACGGACUCUUGUCUCCAUUGCAGUUGCAUCAACAGGCCUUGUGGCGUAAGCACCGCAACCGCAUACAAAACCAACAGCAACAAGAAGAGGAUCGGCAGCACGAAGAGCAGCAACAAGAGCAGCAGCAGCAGGAAGAAGACAAUGGACUCACAGGCGCAGCAGGAACAAGCAGCAUUUUUGUCUGGAUCGGGUCAGUGUUUGCUGCUCUCUUUAUUGCUCUCAUAUCACAGGCCAGGUUGGGGAGACAGACAAUGCUGCACUCCUUCACACGGCGAUGGCGACACCUACAGCGUUGGCUGAGACGGACUCUGCCGCAGCAGCUGCAGCAGCAGCAGCUAUGGCACCAGCAACAGCAGCGUAGCAGCGGUAGCAGCAGCAGCAGCAGCACGAACUCCAGAGCUGCGCAGUUGCCGGAGCUGGAUGCGCACGGGCCUGGCCACCUGGCAGCUGCAGGAACAGAAACUUCUGGAGCAGCUGCAGCAGCAGAUUCCGGCGACGCCAUUUGGAGCUGCCAAAGUAGCAGCAGCAGAAGGAGCAGCAGCAGCAGCAGCAACGCCACGUCUCGAGCUUCCGACAAAGAAAGAGACAAGGGGGCAGGGAGAGACCGCGAGAGAACCCAAAAUGACUCUCUCACUGAGAAGUCCAAUCUCCUCCGUGCAGCAGCACACGUGCGGAGGCGCCGCACCACAACCACAAGCAGCAGCAGCAGCAGCGCUGGCGAAGACGGGCGGGUGCAGCAGGAAAGAAAGCGCUCUAAGCAUUUCCUGGACACCUCGAUGGCUUCUCCAGCCUCCCCUGUUAAUGCUGCACCGUGGCAUAAUGCUAGCGCUUUGCAGCAACAACAGCAGCUGCUGCAGGAGCAACUGCAGCUGCAGCAGAUGCAGCAGCUGGCCAGUCCCUUGAGGAGGAGGGGCACUGUUGACGUCGGCGACAGCCCUAGAUUCGGAGAUUUCGGAGAAGCAGCAGACUUGUCUUUGGUGUCUCCUGCGCAUCCUUUCGCAGCGGUUUCCUCUCCAGUGCCUCCUUUCCGAGCUGCAGCAGCAGAAACAGCAGCAGCAGCAGCAGCAGCUGCAGGAGACGCGUCGUUGCCGACCUCAGCUCGCUUCGGACGUGGAGCCAUGGCAGAGGAGACGGGGGGCCCCUGGUGGUAUAGGCCUUUGCCGCUCAGGGGCACUUCAGCAGGAGAUGCCCCAGGUUUUAGGCGAGUGGGAAGGUCUUGUGCUUCACUGGAAGAAAUAUUGUUAAGUGCAGCUAGACAGAGACGCGCGUGGGUAUUGGACGUAGGGGUAUCGCCUCUAGCGCCCUUCCCGCUGCAGCAGCAGCAGCAGCAGCAGCAGAGAGGCAGCAGCGCGCAGGUGGAGUCUGUCGGCGUUUCAACUUCAGAUGCCCCGCCCUCAGUUGCCUCGCCUGCUGCUGCCGGGUCAGCCGCUACUAUUAGUUCUACGGGGGUCACUGGGGAGCCCUCGACACUGUCUCCGCCUACACCAGCACUUGCUCCUGCGCCCCCGCCGCCGCCGUCCCCGCAGCAGCAGGUGCAGCAGCAGCUGCAGCAGCAGCAGCAAGACCAUGAGGAGCCCUCUGUGGAGGAGGUAGAGAUAGUGAUAGGGCCCCGUCUGGACACUGUAAGCCUUGAAGACGAGACAGAGGAAUCCGACGGCUCCAGAGCUGUCUCUUUGUCUCCGCCUGUCUCUCCGGGCAUCCCCGCCCGCUCGGCCCUUCUGAAGUUUUUGGAAAACGGGAAGUUUGCGAGAACUUUUAAAAUUGAAAAGCUUGUCGGCAGAGGGGGAUUUGGGACAGUGUACGAGGUGCGCCACCUUCUGGAGCCUGGCCACCCGAUAUAUGCAGUCAAGCUCAUUAGGCUGCAGCUGGCGAGCAGCGAAGACAUAUCACUGAGGCGGGACUUCCGAGAGGUGGCAGCAAACAGAGACCUCUACUCCAAGCAUGUUGUGAGGUAUUACACGUGGUGGUGCGAGGAGCCUCACUACUUGCCCAUAGCGGAGGGGGAGAAAGGCAACGAAAGCAAUCCUCAACAGCAGAAGCGGCAGCAGCGCGGCAGAAAGAAGAAAGUGGCAUCAGCAGCAAAGAAAGACACCCACAGAAGAAGAAGACUGGCUCCUGGAGGGCGGCAGCCUGCGGAGGAGGGCCUUCGGGCUGCGCCUCCCUCCUGGAGAAACAGGAGAGGCACAGAUGAGGGUGACGCAGUCUUGACUUCAGCCAGAAAGAUCCUGAGAGGGGCAGCGCUGGGCUCUCGCCGUUCGGGUUGUGUGUCUGAGGACGACUAUGCGAUUUCGCGAGGGCGGAAGACAGCAGCAGCUGCUGCAACCGCUGCAGCUGCUGCAGCAGCAGCUGCUGCUGGCAUCGCUCUCCAGAAAGACGUUGCAGGGGACGAAAGCGACACGGAAGACAACGCUCAGUGCACGCAUGUUGCUCGGGAGAGCGGGAGGAUGAACAGUUGCAUGCGGCUGAAGCAGCAGCGGCUGCUUGAGGCGAACCCGAAGCUUCGCCGCAUCGCCUCGAGUCCUGCGGUGUCUUGCAGAGGCAGAGACCUCGGUGGAGGCAUUUUGGAGCCGCCGGCGCAGCAGCACCAGCAGCAGCCAGGCCGCCCCUUCGCGCAUUUAGAAGGGACUCGCAGGGACUUGUUUUGGGCCAUGCGGCUGCCUCCGCUGCCUGCUGUUCUCCGAGGCUUCGCGCGGCCCCGGCAGGCUUCUCUGAGCGACGCUGAGGGUUUGCUGCCGCAGCAGCAGUCGCCCCUGGGCGUUGGCUGGCGGCUGCAGCACCGCAGCCUGACUGCGGAGACAGAGCCGAGCUGCUUCGGGAGUUCUUCUGCUUCCGCCUGUCUGGCCUGGAGAGGAAAGGGCGGGUCGUGGAGGCUGCCGGCGCUGCCUGCUGCUGCUGUGGCCGCUGGCCUGAGCUCUCCUGACAGGCUUUCUUUGCACAGGAGGAGACAGAGCGAAAGCGAAUGCAGCACCCGGUCAGUGCAGCGAAUUGAGGCGGCUCUGUGGCGCGGCGACGCGGCUGACGGCGCCUGGAGGCUUAGGAGAAGGCGCCGCGCUGCUGCUGCUGCUGCUGCCGCCGCUGCUGCCGCUGCUGCUGCUGCUGCUGCUGCCGGCAGUAGGCACCAUUCCAGCGGCAAAAGCCCAGAAAAUGGACUAAAGGGACAGUUGCGCCGGGAAUCGGACGCUAGUAAAGACAGCGCAGGCCUGCUCUCCGUGGUGCAGCAGCAACAGCAGCAACAGCCGAAGCGGAAGGGAACCCAACAGCAAACAGACGUGUGGAGCGAUGAUGAGCUGUGGUCAGCAUACCUAAGUGAUGACGAGAGGGACCUUAUUGUUUUUCAAGACGAAGUGUCCGAUAUAGAAGUGGAAGCAGCUGAAGAAGCAGAGUCUCCACAGGAACUGCAACAAGAGAAGCAGCAGCACUUGCUGCUACAAGAGAAACAGCAGCAGCAGCAGCAGCAGCAGCUCAUGCACCAGCUUGUUGCUGCACGCGAUGAAGAACGCAACCCACAAAAGGAGAAGAGAGGCGGCAAAGGCAAGCAGCAGCAGCAACAGCAUCAGCAAUUGGGGCCCCUAUACCCGGUUGUUCUUUUGAUUCAAAUGGAGAUGUGCACAGGUCUUACUCUGAGGGCGUGGCUGGACAGGUCAGAGAGACUCUCUUUUGAUGAUGACAGCGCUUUGGGCCGUUGGCCUCUGUUGGAGUUGGAUUUAUUUAAACAGCUGAUUAAAGGUAUUCGAGACAUACACGAAAGAGGCAUAGUGCACCGGGACCUGAAGCCGGAAAACAUCUUUGUGGACCCUCAGUCGCACGUUUUGAAGAUAGUUGAUUUUGGGCUUGCUAAGUUUAUUCAGAGAAAGACAGCUACACAAAUCGCAGAGGGUGCUGACCCUGCUGCUACUGGUGCCGUCGUUGCUGCUGCUGGGGACUCAACUGUCUCACUUGAUCAGCAGCAGCGCUCGAUGCUGCACGCCGCGGCGUCUUCGCAAGAGAAGGGCCUGACGAAGCCUAUUUUCUUUGACAUGUCGUACAAAGGGGAAGUGAUUGGUACCCCUGCGUACGCGGCCCCUGAGGGUGGCGGUCUAUGCGACGAGAAGGCCGACAUAUACUCCAGCGCCUUGAUUUUGCUCGAACUUUUGUGUCCCCGUUUUACAACAGUGAUGGAAAGAGUAAAGACGCUCGAAGCUUUUAAACGAUACUACCAUGUGCCGCAGCACGUGGCUACUUAUCAAGGGUGCUGGAGGGACUUAAUGCUUGAAAUGGCUCGACCAGACCCACAAGAUAGGCCUUCAGCCAACGAGGUGCUGAGGCGGGUUAAGAACCUCUUGGCCAGCGCAGCAGACGGGGGCGGCGAGCACACAUCGUCUUCAGCCUUCAUAGGAGACAGAGGCACCACCAGCAGCACCACCACAACCCCAGCCCUUAGGCCCCCCAGCAGCACUUCUCUGUCGCUAUCCCAGGCCCAAGCCCCUCACAGUCUGGACCCUGUGGGUGCAGCAACGGUGCCGACUGCGCUUGUGGCAGCAGCUGCAGCAUCAACACCGACAGCAGCCCUGGAAGAGGCAGCAGCUCAGCCUGCCAAUGAAACGCGGCAGCAGACCCAGGAGACACUUCCUACGAAAGACAGCGGGAGUGGGGUUGCCUUGCUGCUGCCUUCGGCAGCAGCAGGUGGAAAGCAGUAG